This is a messenger RNA of Micropterus salmoides (largemouth bass), 2703 nucleotides long. RefSeq names its product endosome/lysosome-associated apoptosis and autophagy regulator family member 2-like. The record is from RefSeq and is a predicted model, not a curated record. NCBI's taxonomy places the organism in Eukaryota, Metazoa, Chordata, Actinopteri, Centrarchiformes, Centrarchidae. Gene Ontology annotation, biological process: positive regulation of BMP signaling pathway.
AGGAAAGAUGGUCAAACCUGUGCUGCUCAAGAACAUCCAAAUAGAGGGUGUAGCCUACACAUCAGAGUGUUUUCCAUGCCGGCCCGGCUGGUUCAGUUCAGACCCCGGCUCAUCCUGUCAGCCCUGUCCCAGCAACACCUUCUCCAUAAAGGACGCGUCCUCCUGUACACGCUGCCCUGAACACCACUACUCACAUGAGGGAUGGGCUGAAUGUAAGGCGAGGCCGCCAUGCUCAGAGAAGGAUUACUUCCAGAUCCACACAGCCUGCGACAGCGAAGGAAAGACGCAAGUGUUAUAUCGUUGGGUGGAGCCAAAAAUCUGUGUGGAGAACGUCACAGGGGCCGUGGAGCUGCCUGCAACUGGGCAGAGAGAGCCAUGCCCUCCGUGCAACCCCGGCUACUACAACAGCAUUGACUCCACCUGUUUACCCUGCCCACCUGGAACCCACUCAGACGGCACCUACGAGUGCACUGAGUGCCCUGCAGGUACAGAGCCAGUGUUAGGUUACCAGUAUAAAUGGUGGAAUGUGUUGCCUUCCAAUAUGAAGACUUCCUGUUUCAACGUGGGCAACUCCAAAUGUGACGACAUGAAUGGCUGGGAGGUUGCAGGGGACCACAUUCGCAGUGGAGCAGGUAGUUCAGACAAUGACUAUCUCAUCCUCAGCCUGCAUGUGCCUGGCUUCAAGGUCCCAGCCUCACUUUCAGGGAUGACCGGUAGUGAGUUUGGCCAGAUAAGCUUUGUGUUUGAGACCAUCUGCUCUGCUGAUUGUGAGCUCUACUUCAUGAUGGAUGUGAACAGAAAGAGCACCACAGUGGUGGAGUCCUGGGAAGGCAGUAAGGGGAAACAGUCGUACUCGCACAGCAUGACCAGGAACGCCUCUGUCACGUAUACAUGGGCUUUCCAGAGGACUAACCAUGCUCUGGACAUGCGUCGUUAUGUCAGUGACAUGGUGAAGCUGUACUCCAUCAGCGUGACUAACGUCCUGGAUGGGGUGGCAUCAGCAUGUCGGGCCUGCGCUCUGGUACCCCAGAACUCCCAGCGGGCCAGCUCCUCCUGUGUUCCCUGCCCUGCUGGUUUUUACAUCGACAGAGACACCAACCGGUGCCAGGAGUGCCCGCCCAACACACACCUGGCAGGGCGCCACACCUACGGCCAGGACGCGUGUGUCGCCUGUGGUCCUGGAAGUGUAAGCAAUAAGGAACACUCUCGGUGCUACAGCGACUGCUUCUUCUCCCACACAGAGAACAACCGUACGCUGACCUUUGACCUCAGCCCCCUGAGUGAUGUGGCCUCGAUGACCAUCGGGCCGAGUUUCACCUCUAAAGGCACAAAGUACCUUCACCUGUUCAACAUUAGCCUGUGUGGACACGAGGGGAAGAGAGCUGCUAUCUGUACAGAUAACGUCACCGACGUGUCCAGCGUGGACGACCAAAGCGACAUGGCUCAGUUUGUCAACUCAGUCGACAGCUUCAUCUGUCAAUCAACCAUCAUCCCAGCAGAUGGGCGGGGCUUCAGGAUGGCCAUUUCCUCACAGUCCAUCAGCCUUGCAGACACUUUCAUCGGAGCAACAGUAGAUACCGUCCUGGAUGGCGUGAACGCUAAACCAGAUCUUUUUCCUGAAAAUUCAAAGGAUGUACCAGACAUCAACUUUUUCUACAGGUCAACGCAGGCAACGGCCUCAUGUGAUCAGGGUCGCAGCUCAGUCAUCACUGUUCGCUGUAACCCCGAGAAGUCUGAACGAGGAGAACUCUCUGUGCCCAGCUCGUGUCCUGCAGGAACAUGUGAUGGAUGUACGUUUCACUUCCUGUGGGAGAGCGCCAGUGCCUGUCCGCGCUGCGCCGAGGACGACUACCACCAGAUAGAGGGAGCGUGCAAAAGAGGCAUCCAGGAAACUCUGUAUGUGUGGAACGAGCCAAAGUUGUGCACCAAAGGUGUAUCGUUGCCCCUAGAAGCCUCUCCGUGCGAGGCCAUCGCUCUGUGGCUGAAGGUCGGGGUCGGUGGCGGAGCCUUCGUGGCCGUGCUGCUCAUCUCUCUCACCUGCUAUUUCUGGAAGAAAAACAAGAGGCUGGAGUACAAGUACUCUCGUCUGGUGAUGUCUGCCAACAAGGAGUGUGAGCUGCCAGCAGCAGACAGCUGUGCCCUGGCUGAAGGGGAGGAACCUGACGACGAUGUGGUUUACACCAAGAAACCCUCCCUGCUGGGGAAACUCCGAGCCAUCGCUAACAAGCAUCAGGAUGGGGAGAGGAGCGAGUCUGUUCAGCUAAACUCCUCCCAGUCUGAUCGAUGGGUCCUGGGUUAAAGAGACACAAGAGAGAGAGAGAGAGAGAGAGAAGAAUUAAAAAAUCGGAGGAACAGUCAGUCAGUGCCAUGUCACUGCCCUCCUACUUAUGUGUCCUUUGACCCCCUCCCUUCAUUGUGGGGAGUCAACAAUAAAGACCCAUGUUUUCACUGGAAGCGGUUGCCACUCGCUAGCAAAAACUGGACAAUGGCUUUUCCUUCUCAACCCUAGAAAACACAGGAAACACACUCCUGCUUUAAUGCCAUGGAGGCUCCAGGGCAGCAGCUGAAAUAGAAACAUGCUUUUAAUGUUUUUUUGUAUGUUUUGUAUAUUUAUUUGUUUUGGGUUUCAUUUUGUUCAGAGUCAUGUAUUUAUAUCAAUGUUAUAAUUAUGAACCUUUAUUAAAGUCCAAUUUGACUUUGGGA